Messenger RNA from Cololabis saira (Pacific saury), 2427 nucleotides. Its product is annotated as tripartite motif-containing protein 16-like. The coding region runs from base 138 to 1817 and encodes 559 amino acids. The record is from RefSeq and is a predicted model, not a curated record. Gene Ontology annotation, molecular function: protein binding; zinc ion binding. The transcript has a single exon. Lineage: Eukaryota; Metazoa; Chordata; Actinopteri; Beloniformes; Belonidae.
ACGGGUCUGAACAACACAAGCUGAACACAGAGCUGACAGCCUCCGUUCUCUGCACACCUGAUUUGUAGAUCAGAGCUCAGACUCUUUUCACCUUUGAGGAAGUAAAACUGUCUCAGUCUCAGUUAUCGAGAGGAGAAAUGGCGCAGAAAGGAGAUCAGCUGGACCAGGAAACCUUUUCUUGUUCGAUCUGUUUGGAUCUUUUAAAGGAUCCAGUGACUAUUCCCUGUGGACACAGUUACUGUAUGAACUGUAUUAACAACUUCUGGGAUGAAGGAGAGAAGAAAAUCCCCAGCUGUCCUCAGUGUAGACGGACUUUCACUCAGAAACCUGAGCUGGUGAAAAACACCAUGUUAGCAGCUUUAGUAGAGCAGCUAAAGAAGACUGGACUCCAAGCUGCUCCUGCUGAUCACUGCUAUGCUGGACCUGAAGAUGUGGCCUGUGAUGUCUGCUCUGGAAGAAAACUGAAAGCUGUCAAGUCCUGUUUGGUCUGUCUGGUCUCUUACUGCCAGAAACACCUUCAACCUCAUCAUGAUGUGGCUCCAUUAAAGAAACACCAGCUGGUGGAUCCCUCCAAGAACCUGCAGGACAACAUCUGCCCCCGUCAUGAUGAGGUGAUGAAGAUGUUCUGUCGUACUGAUCAGAAGUGUAUCUGUUAUCUCUGCUCUGUGGAUGAACAUAAAGGCCACGACACGGUCUCGGCUGCAGCAGAAAGGACGGAGAGGCAGAGAGAGAUGGAGGUGAGUCGACAACAAAUCCAGCAGCAGAUCCAGGACAGAGAGAAAGAUGUGAAGCUGCUUCAGCAGGAGGUGGAGGCCAUCGAUCAGUCUGCUGAUAAAACAGUGGAGGACGGUGAGGAGAUCUUCACUGAGCUGAUCUCUCUCCUCCAGAAGAGGAGGUCUGAGGUGAAGCAGCAGAUCAGAUCCCAGCAGGAAACUGAAGUGAGGAGAGUCAGAGACCUGGAGGAGAAGCUGCAGCAGGAGAUCACUGACCUGAAGAGGAGAGACGCUGAGAUGAAGCAGCUCAGAGACAUCGAGGACCACAACCAGUUCCUCCACAACUACCCCUCACUGUCACCACUCAGUGAGUCCACACACUCCUCCAGCAUCAGCAUCCGUCCUCUCAGGUACUUCCAGGACGUGACAGCAGCUGUGUCAGAGGUCAGAGGUCGACUACAGGACAUCCUGAGAGACACGUGGACAAACAUCUCACUGACCAUCACUGAUGUGGAUGUUUUACUGUCAGAACCAGAACCACGACCAGAACCAAAGAGCAGAGCUGGAUUCUUGAAAUAUUCAUGUGAAAUCACUCUGGAUCCAAACACAGUAAGCACAGAGCUGUUACUGUCAGAGGAGAACAGAAAGGUGACUUUAAUGGACAAAGAUCAGUCUUAUUCUGAUCAUCCAGACAGAUUCAGUAGUGAUUAUUAUCAGGUCCUGAGUAGAGAGAGUCUGACUGGACGUCGUUACUGGGAGGUGGAGAAGAAAGCAGGUGUAGUUUAUGUAGCAGUUUCAUACAAGAAUAUCAGCAGAUCAGGGGGUGAAAGUGUAUUUGGAUGGAAUGACAAAUCUUGGUCACUACGUUGUGAAUCAGACAGAUAUGAAUUUUGGUACAACAACGUCAAAACCUACAUCUCAGGUCCUCCUAGCUCCAGAAUAGGAGUUUACCUGGAUCACAGAGCAGGAGUUCUGUCCUUCUACAGCGUCUCUGGAACCAUGACCCUCCUCCACAGAGUCCAGACCCCCUUCACUCGGCCGCUCUACGCUGGAGUUCUGGUUUACGGUUCUGGAAACUCAGCUGAGUUCUGUAAACUCAAAUAGACUUAUUUACUCUUCAUGUCUUUAUUGAUUUUCUUUUCUUCUCAGAGAUGAACGUCUCAAACUCUGAUGGAUGGGAUGUUUUUGUUCUAUAAGUUGAUAUUUUGUUGUUAUUUCAUCUUUGGAUGUGAAAGUCGUUCUUUUGUAGUUUCACCUGGGAAAUAUUAAUAAUAUUAACAUCUUUUAUUUAAGUAUAAAAACAUAGAAAUAAGCCUGUGUUGUAAUUGUUGUUAUCUAUUAUAUUUGAUGUGUUUCUAUGUUGUAUUUCUCUUUUCUUCUUCAUGGACUCCAACAGACGACCCACCAGACCUUCUUCAUUUCUGAUUUCAUGUCUGCAUUCACACUCGUUUCCUUGUUCAUUAGCACAGAAAAUGUUCUUGUUUUCUAAAGAUAAAAACAUUUUUUAGACUUGAGAACAAAGUAAAUGAUGUCAUAACUGUUAGUGACAGCAGCAACGCAGCAAACAGUUCAGUAAAGCCUGUAGUUUGUGUAAACUAGUGUGUUGGGGCCGGUAGUCAUCGCUGCAGCUGCAGGACCAGACUAGAUCUGCACAUCACAUGUUGUUGAUGUCUAAAUCUGUUGAAGAUGUUUUGUGUUUAACAAUCUGAAUAUU